This is a messenger RNA of Parathielavia appendiculata, 651 nucleotides long. RefSeq lists its product as uncharacterized. The record is from RefSeq and is a predicted model, not a curated record. The coding region runs from base 1 to 651 and encodes 216 amino acids. Lineage: Eukaryota; Fungi; Ascomycota; Sordariomycetes; Sordariales; Chaetomiaceae. The transcript has 2 exons.
AUGGCGCUCAUAUCCGCCAAGACGAUCCUCACCUCGCUCUGCCUCUUCCACAUCACACUGGGCUUCUUCUUCCUCACCAACCCAGGGACAAUAGCCGACCAAGCAGUCGUCUACCUCCUCGGCGAGUCGAUGGGACUGCCACAUUCACGCUCCUUCGAGACACAAUCCCCCGCCCUCGCCUUCCUAGCCGUCGUCCUCGCCCUGUUCGGCCUAACCGACCUCGUCACCCUCUCCCUCCCCGACGAGAUCUGUCUGAUCCACUACUGGGGGAUGCAGGCCCCCCUCCGCACAUCAAUAUCCUUCAUCCUGACCCUCUACACCUUCUUCUUCUCCGCCUCCUCUCCCUUCUUUUCGUCCUCGUCCCAAUCCAACUCCUCAUCCUCCUCUUCUUCUUCUUCGUCGUCGUCGUCAUCGUCUUUUUCAUUCAAACACCCGUCAUCCCACCGCCACCACAACCAGGACGGCUACGCCCUGUCCACCUGGGGCGGCGACGCACUCAAGAACAGGGUGUUCUUCACGUUUAUGUUCGUUGAGACCAUGAGCUGGUUCUGGGUGUGGGUUACGCUGCAGGAGGAUAGGCGGGAGAUUCUUGCGAGGAAGGCGAGACGGAGGAGCAGUAGCUCUUCGGGACAUUUUCCUCAUUCUUAUUGA